Messenger RNA from Fusarium oxysporum Fo47, 1782 nucleotides. RefSeq lists its product as uncharacterized. The transcript is spliced from 8 exons. The record is from RefSeq and is a predicted model, not a curated record. Lineage: Eukaryota; Fungi; Ascomycota; Sordariomycetes; Hypocreales; Nectriaceae. The coding region runs from base 1 to 1782 and encodes 593 amino acids.
AUGGCGAUGCUCUCCCAUCUUCCUGGACAAUCGAAGUAUGCUCGACACAAAAGAGAGAAACAAGGCUCGCCCAAACUCCUGUUCGUUGCUUUCGAUGGCACAUGGCAUGGUAGCGUCAAAAGCUCAAAAGAGACCGUGGUAUCCAGCCUGCCAGAUCUCAUUUCCAAGGGCGAGGAAGUUCGAAAGAUUCGUGUCAAUGGAGUAGGGACUGAUAACUUAACAGACAAGAUUCUCGGGGGUCUUGGUGGUUGGGGCACACGUCGAAACGUCAUAACCGCCUAUAGGAAUAUUGCGGAUGACUACAACAAGGGUGACAGGAUCAUCUUUUGUGGCUACUCUCGAGGCGCAUGGGCUGCUCGAUAUCUAGCAAUGAUCAUCGAAUGUCUAGGUCUGGUUCGUGACGGAGACACGGAGUUUUUCAAGCGUUUGUAUGACGCGUGCAAGAAGGAUCCAUACCUUACCAAGGCUAACAAGGACGAUCUACGCCGCAAUUAUAAAUAUGUGAAGUAUGCUUUUCACGCUCUGGCUUUGCACGAAACAAGAAGUCCUUAUAGUCCAACUUACAUGUGUGGACACAACGUCCAUCAGGUUUUCUUUCUAGGCGAUCACGGUAACAUGGGUAAGCUUGGGCAGCAAGAAGGCCUUGUGCACGCUCCUCUCGCGUGGAUGGUGCAACAACUCUCUUCCCAUCUGGGUAUCACUUUCGAUGAGGAUAAACUCAAAAAGCGCUUCCCAAGCUGUACUUCUGAAGGGCAAACUGAAAUGAUGUCUCGACAAGGAACUCAUGACACUACGCAUGAGGUCAUGAUGAAACAUGCCUGGUGCUGUCCUAGUGGUUCUAUUCCCGGAGCUGGGGUCGGCAGACUAGUCAUCAUGGGUAGAAAGGACCGGAACCCAGGAAUGGUUCUCAACUACUGUGACGCCAAGUGCACCGACUCCAGUACAAGCGAAUCAACUCAGCAUGAGGCUGCUUCAGCCCAUGCUCAAGUACACAUCGGCGCUCGUGGACGACAAGAAUGUGGCUUCAGCGAUGCAGUGCCAGGGUAUCUUGGUGUUCAGCCUAUGGAUCCAAAUCAAGUGUUUUACUGGAAGAGAAGAGCGACAGGUGAGCAGGAAGUGGUUUCUGCAGAUAUCAUUCGGGAGGCAAAGGUUGGGCUUUUGGAGGCGAGGCUUUUGGGCCUUCCUGCGGCGGCAGCUAGUCACCCGGAAUGCUGUGGUCUGAACCGCACACAAGAUGGGGAUAUCGAUACUGAGGUUUCAUCUGAGAAUGAAGAAACUUUGGACUCGAGGGUGCGGCAAAGUACUAGGGUCAGGAUCAAGAAGUGGUUUAACAGGAGGCUUGGUGCAAACACUCAAGGCAGCACAGACACACCAGCAUCCAAUGUCUCUGAAUCAUAUCCCGAUGCUCAAGAUUUCCCCUUCUUCUUUGAGGCGAAAUAUUUCUUGAGAGAUUGUAACUACAAGAACUGUGGGCAGUCUUUCGAAACUGGCACGGAACGCAUUAAUCAUGAGAAACACCAGUCCAAAUCCAAAGUCUUCGAUACCGUCGUUGGGGACUUUGACCACUGGCUUGAAUUCGCCGUCGGAGCACGAGCACACGAAGACAAGCAGAAAGACAAAGCAGCUCGCAGUCCCAAUCCCAGCAAAAAUAUCGACUGCAUCACCUGUGAACGAAAGUUCGAAAAAGCAUCCACAAUGAUGAAGCACGUCGAAAACGGCAAAUGUAUCCCCGAGUUAACUGCGAUGGAUAUCUUUGUCCUCGGACAACGAUUAGCUGAGUGA